Molecule: messenger RNA, 999 nt
Organism: Talaromyces amestolkiae
Lineage: Eukaryota; Fungi; Ascomycota; Eurotiomycetes; Eurotiales; Trichocomaceae
Exons: 1
Coding region: 1-999 (332 amino acids)
Molecular function (GO): oxidoreductase activity
Source: RefSeq, a predicted model, not a curated record
AUGAGAGCUCUGUGGUCUUCCCCAUCGCAGGACCCAGAGUCUAAAUCAACAACAAACCAGCUCGCUCUAACAGAGCGUCCCAUCCCUGCCCUCACACCGUCGACAAUCCUCGUCAAAGUCAGUGCCAGCGGCGUCAACCCCAGCGAUGUCGCAAAUGCUUUGAUGAACGUAUUCGGCGAGUUUCAACCCAGAAUCCCCGGUCGAGACUUUGCCGGUGUCGUACAUGAAUCCCAAAACCCGGCUUUACCACCCGGAACUGCUGUCUUUGGAACUUCUGGCAAUGCUCUUUCAUUCACAUGCGACGGCACAGCUGCUGAGUAUGUUCUCGUCCCGGAGGAUGCGGUGAUGCCGAAACCUCGGAGCUUGAGCAUGGCGCAGGCUGCUGUUGUCGGGGUUCCAUACACAACGGCACUAUUAGCUCUUGAAGCUACACAUACGCAACGCGCAGACCGAGUGCUGAUUCUAGGCGGAACAGGCGCUGUCGGUACUGCGGCGGCACACAUCGCCCGCUGCUGGGGUUGCAGCGUAGUCACAACGGCACGUCGGGAUGAUGUCGCUGAUAUCAAUAUCAUCAGCGAUCCCAAUCUGCAUGAGAUCAGCAAAUUCUUUGAAAACGGCAAAGCUGACGUAAUAAUCGACACAAUCGGAUCCGCAACGCUGAUGAGCAGAGCUAUGAAGGUUUUAGCCUUAAGGGGGAGAUACUGUGUUUUAGCCGGACCGACGGGACAGGCGCCAAAGUACGAUCUCAGUUUAACGGAUUUAUACCGUAAAAAUCAUACCAUUUGCGGUGUUAAUUCAAUACCACAUCAACCAGCUGAAAUGGCGGAGCGGAUGAAACGUUUGGCCCAUAUGUUCGAUGAAGAUGGAUUGGAGCCGCCAGCUGAAGAUGGAUUGACGUUGGUCCCCAUUGAGAGGGGUGUCGAAGCAUAUAAAGACGCUGCGCAGUCUAAGGGAAGAAAACAUGUUAUUGUAAUUGAUGAUAAUGAAUCUACGCAUUGA